Molecule: messenger RNA, 2096 nt
Organism: Aphidius gifuensis
Lineage: Eukaryota; Metazoa; Arthropoda; Insecta; Hymenoptera; Braconidae
Product: TBC1 domain family member 14-like
Exons: 2
Coding region: 570-1742 (390 amino acids)
Source: RefSeq, a predicted model, not a curated record
ACACGUGACGUAAACAAUAAUAAUAAUAAAAAAAAAAUAAAAAUAAAUAAAGACAAACAUUUGACAUUUACUCCAUUAUCAUCAGGAAAUUAGGUGUGUUUAAUAUCUUAUCAAGAAAAAAAAAUGAUAAAACACCAGGUAAAAAUUAGUGGGAAAUUUGUAUUGUCUUACUGACCAAUUUGAAUUUAUUUUUAUGUGAAAUUAAGUGCAAUAAAUAAAUCAAUGAAAAAUCUAAUUAACAUAUAUUUACAAUGAAAGUUUAUCAUCUGUCAAAGUCUAAUUUUGUCAUUGAUGACAAGUUACUCAAAACAACAAUAAAAUGUUGAUAUUAAAAAGUAAAAAAUUCAAAUUGACAAACAAAAAAUAAUAACAGAUUGUCAAAUGACAGUUGACCUUGAUAGAUCUGCUAGUGAAUUAAUUAGCCAAUUAAUUUAAUAAUUAAAAAAUUGAUCUGAAAUAUGAAUCGACGUAGAAAAUAAUGAGUUGCUCCAAAGCAUAAAAUGAAAAAUAGCCAAGAUAAAUAAAUACAAUAUAAAAUACUUGCCAAAUAACAUUAAAAAUCAUUUAAAAUGUUGGACAAAAAAGAUGACCAUUUAUUUCCUGGUAUAAAACAGAUGAAAAGCUUUUUUUCUCGUCAUCAAAAUACCUCAUCAUCACAAAAUAAUAACAACGAAAUAAUUGGUGGAAGUUUAGGUCUAAUACAACAUACUCGUCCAUCAAAUUUACCAGCUAAAAAUCCAGCUGAAGAAAUGCAACAUCGUAAACAACACGAUGAAAUACUAGAAAAAGCAAGAAAAAUUGAUGAACGUGUUAAAAAAAAAAAUAACGAGUUACGUGAACGAAAUAUUAAAAAAGAAGAUAAAUUAUUAUGUAAUUCAGCAACAUGGAAUAAUUUAAUAAUACCAAAUUUUUCUACGUUACGUUAUAAAAAAAAUGUUUAUGAUUUAUGGUGGUCUGGUUUACCACCAAGUAUACGUGGACGUGUAUGGAAAUUAUCAAUAAAUAAUACAUUAAAUUUAACAAUUGAUAUAUACAAUGAAUGUGAAAAAAAAAUAAUAAAUUUUGCUGAUAAUAAAUUACAUAAUGAUUAUUUAACAGCAAUUAAAUUAGAUGUAUCACGUACAUUUCCAAAUUUAUGUUUAUUUCAAAAUAAUGGACCACUUAAUGAAUCAUUAAAUUCAGUUUUAUCAGCAUAUUGUGUAUUACGUCCAGAUGUUGGUUAUCUUCAAGGUAUGAGUUUUAUUGCUGCAAUAUUAACAUUAAAUAUGGAUAAAUGUGAUGCAUUUAUAUGUUUUUCAAAUUUAAUUGAUAAUCCAUGUCAUAAAGCUGCAUUUACACUUAAUCAAAAUAAAAUGAAUGUUUAUUAUAAUUUAUUUAUGAAAAUAUUAUCAAUUAAUAUACCAAUAAUAUAUAAACAUUUUUUAAAUUCUGGUUUAAGUCCAGAUUUUUAUCUUCUUGAUUGGAUUUAUACAAUUUAUUCAAAAGCAAUGCCACUUGAUAUUGUUUGUCGUGUUUGGGAUAUGUUUAUAAGAGAUGGAGAUGAAUUUUUAUUUAAAACAGCUAUUGGAAUAUUAAAUAUUUAUCAAAAACAAUUGUUAAAUAUGGAUUUUGUUAGGGGUGCUCAAUUUUUAAAAAAAUUACCUGAUAAUUUAUGUGCUGAUGAAUUAUUUGAUAGUAUUAAACAAAUUAAUAUUAAUAUUGAUGGCAAUAAUUUUCAAAAAAUGGUUGAUGAGUCUUUGUGAUAUAUAUGACAACAGAAAAUUUAUAUUUAUGAAUUUGUUUUUAAAAAAUUAUGCUUUAUUUUUUAUUUUUAAAAAAAGAAAAAUUUUAUUGUUAAUUAAUAUCUUAUGACAUGUUUAGACUACAGAUAGAUAUAUAUUUUUUUUAUUUUUUGUCACUUUGGAGUUUAUUGUAUAUAUUAAUGUGUAAAGAAAAAAAAUGAUAUACUUUUUAAAUUUUUUUUUUAUCUGAAUUUUAUAUAAAGACGAAUAAUUAGUUUAAUAAACGAAAGAAAAUAUAUUACGUUUUUUAAUAAUUUUAUGAAUUUGUAUAAAUGUUCAAUAGACAUAAUAAAUACGAUAAAUUGAAUAGCGAAC